AUGGAGGGCGUCCAGACGGUAGAUGUGAGCUGGCUCCAUCACUCGCAGAAAGAUCAUCUUUCCCGUACCAAAUCCGUGUCGUCUGCCCUCAGCGAUAAGUCGGCCGCCGAGAAGGAGUCGGCGACGACAUCGAAACCACACCGAAGAUCGCGAUCGAAUAGUAGCCCCGCCCGCCCGCCAUCGUCAGGCUCCCCCGUACCAAAACGUGAACCCGAGAAUACUCCGCCCAAUGCCGAAGAGAAAGAGAAGCCACAGGCGACGGAGAAGAAUGCGGAACAGAAACCCCCGUCUACCCCAUCUCCCGCAUCACAGAAGAGUGCCCCCAAACCGGUCGGCGGGCGGAGGAACUCAUGGAUCUCUAGCUUGAGCUCGAAAUUCUCUUCCGGAUCGACACCACCGUCGCAGUCAAGUCUGAAGGGCUCUCCAGUGAGCCCCAAGACCACCUCCCCUCUGGAUACCCACAACCCCUUCGGGGCGGCCUAUUCGCCCAAGGACAAGGAAGACGAGUCGAAGGAUGAGCCUGGCCCGUUUACUUCAUCGUCACCGAAGGGCCCUUCAUUCCUCCACAAUGCAUUGCGUAAGUUCUCAUCUAGUUCGGGAGGACUACCCAAGCUGCCGCCAAACGGAGUCAGUUGCCCUCGCCGCGUAAUGAACUUGGAUCCGAAUCGAGAACGCUGCAAGAUUGCCGAAUUGAACCAGUCGAAGCUGCAUCGGGUAGCUUUUUGCGUGGACGUGGAGAUUGCGGGGGUUUCCCACCGAGAUACCGACGAAGAUGCUCCUCCCACAAAUCAACUACGCCAACCUUUACCAGAAUCACACCGCCAGAAGAGCAAAAAGGCGGAGAUGAAAGACAAAGGGAAAGAGGAAGCUGAUGCGCUUAAGGAUCCUCAAGCUGCAGUGGCUGAAAAAGAGACACCAGCUCCACCGUCAGCUCAGGAUACUGCUGGUGCUGUUCCGAGUCCAUCGGCGCCUGCCCAAGCAAGCAGUAGUCCUCCAGAUGCCCAGCCUCCUGCCACCGAAACCAACGAUUCCAGCUCGAAGCCCGCAACAGAUGCCAAGCCCAGCGAAGGGAAGGACCCAUCAAGAAAGGCAGAGAAGAAGAAGCGGUCCGAAGAAGAGCGAAAAGAGCGAAAAGAACGUAAGCGGAGACAGGCUGUCGCAAAUGGCUCAAUUCCCUUACAAUUAUCCGCAGAGAUGGACGAGGAUGAUGAACCUCGUCCACCGGCAACCGGUACCUCUCGCUCCAAGACUCAAAGUCAUCCCACGACGGAUCCCGUCCGCAUCUACCGACGUUGCUGUCAGCUACGCGAGACCCCCGUGCUCAAGCGAGUGGUUGAUGAGAUAUCUUCGCCAUCCUCUACUCUGGCAGAAUCCCCUGGUACUGUCGCGGCUCUGGACCUCAGCAACUUCCCAAUGACGACGCAAGAUAUUGCAACAUUUAGUGACUGGCUUGCCGUUGUCCCUGUCCGCAAGCUCAUCCUUGAGAACUGUGCGUUGACUGAUGAGUCCAUAAGGUCUAUCCUUGCAGGACUUCUUACCACGAAGACUGUUGAGCAAAUGCGCUACCGGAGGAGACGAUCCAGGAGAACUGACUCACCGGCUGCCAAUGACGAAAGUCACGGCGUGGUGGAGAAGCUUUCUCUAAAGGGCAAUUUCAAGAUUGGCCGGGAAGGAUGGCGACAUAUCGGCUUGUUCGUUCAUCUAUCCAAGUCCUUGAAAGCAAUCGAUUUAUCAGGCAUUCCUUUCCCGAAAUGCCGAGCUACGUCUGAUGGGUCAACUGGUCAGGGCCAGCCUCAGUUAACUAACCCUGAUGUUUGCAAUGUUUUCGCCAAGGCUCUCGCAGAACGCUUCAAUGGUGACCACCUGGAGGAGCUGCUGAUGACCGAGUGCAAGCCUUCUGUUGAACAGGUGAAGAGUAUCUGCGAUGCAGCAACCAAGAUGGGGCUUCGCCGGCUAGGCUUCGCAAACAAUGACCUAAACAGGGAGAGCCUGGGUCAUGUCAUUGAGUACCUCAAGAUUGGCCAAUGCGAAGGCCUGGAUUUGGGAGGGAACCUCAUCAAAGAUGACCUCGAUCUCCUUACAGAAGCAAUUGAGCCAGAGAUGCCGCUUUAUGCGCUUAGUUUGGCCGACUGUUCUUUGAACCCAUCCGUGAUUUCCCCACUACUCCAGGCUCUUACCCGGCUCCACAAUCUGCGCUUCAUCGACUUCUCCCAUAACAGAGACCUUUUCUCGAUGCAGCCCAACUCUCUCGGUCUAUUCCGACGCUUCCUCCCCAAGAUGCCAUCUCUCAAGCGAAUUCAUCUCGCCGAUGUUGCUCUCACCCCGGACAAUGUUAUUGGUCUUGCUGAGGUUCUUCCCGAAUGUCCAAGCCUCUGUCAUUUGAGCAUUCUUGAAAACCCUCGAAUUGCUUCAUUGGCUUCUGCUAUGGAUCCAGAGGUUCAGGAAGAAGCUUGUGCGGUAUAUGCCUCUAUGCUUGCUGCUGUCCGCGUGUCGCGGACGAUCAUCGCAGUCGAUAUCGAAAUUCCGUCUGCAGAGAAUAAUGAAGUUGUUAAGGCUCUGGCAUCCCAGAUUGUGGCUUACUCACUCCGCAAUCUUGAAGGCGGUGCUAUCGCGGAAGAGCUUUCGGAAACAAUUACCUCGCCUCUGACUAAAGAUGUUCCUGUGCCAGAGAUCUUGCAACAUAUUGUGGGACACGCUGGUGCGAAUGGGACGGAGGAAAUCGCCGGCGAUGAUGAGGAUGAACCGGCUCCAGAUGAGGACUAUGUCAUGGGUGGUACGGGUGUUGUAAAGGCCUUGGGUGUCUGUCUCGGCAACCUGGACCAGCAUGGCAGUGACGCUCUGGGUGAUCACUCCCUGCCUGCAAGUGGCACUACAACCCCCCGACGUCCCAAGUCCCGAGGUGUUGUCACCAAGAGACCACGAGACAUGUCGAAAAAUCUGUUAGAGUCCGCACGCAACAUUCGCACCCGAAUUCAGUCGGCCCUCGUGCGCGAGGACCGUGCUGGCAAUGACGCGAACUACAGACGCCUCCAAUUUCUGGACUUUACUUUACAUAAGAUGAUUCAGCGCUUUGAAGACGAGUAUCCGGAAACUCGCCUCCCUCAGGUUGCUCCUACGUCCGCCGCACCCGAGACCAGCUCCCAGCACUCGGGCGAAGGUGUCAGUGCUCCAGGUGCUCCAGGCAGCAACCUGAACAGCAGUAUGAUCGAUAACGAAACUGCUGUCGAUGAUGAAGAAACAGACCAAUACGCCAUUCAUCUAUCUCGAACAAGUUCGAUGACUUCUUUACACGCUCGUGCCAUGACUUCAGAAGAGGGUCAUGUCCACCGUCUGGGCCAGAACCUCAGACGCGACUUCCUCAACCCUGAUAUUGGUGACAGGGAAGGCGACGAAGACGACGAUUCCCGUCUUGUCGCUCUUCGAGAGAAGCUCGAACGUCUACACGAGCAGCAAUCCCAGUCACCAUUUGACAGCGCCCAUGCUGAAGAAGCCUUCGAAAAGCUCGGUAAUACCGUCGAUGAACUCUGGGCAGCCCAGCGACAAGAUGCUGAAGGCUUUGAGAAAUUCAAGCAGUCGCAGAUCGCCGCUCAAAUCAACAGUGGUCUUCGUUUGGCUUCGUCUGUUCCUUCGCAAAACAAGUCGACGGCAACGAAGGACGACGCUGAAAGCAAGUCGCCGCCAUCCUAA
Penicillium argentinense is the source of this 3687-nucleotide messenger RNA. RefSeq names its product putative cell wall biogenesis protein Mhp1. The record is from RefSeq and is a predicted model, not a curated record. Lineage: Eukaryota; Fungi; Ascomycota; Eurotiomycetes; Eurotiales; Aspergillaceae. The transcript is spliced from 3 exons. The coding region runs from base 1 to 3687 and encodes 1228 amino acids.